Molecule: messenger RNA, 1134 nt
Organism: Exophiala spinifera
Lineage: Eukaryota; Fungi; Ascomycota; Eurotiomycetes; Chaetothyriales; Herpotrichiellaceae
Exons: 1
Coding region: 1-1134 (377 amino acids)
Biological process (GO): macroautophagy
Cellular component (GO): fungal-type vacuole membrane
Source: RefSeq, a predicted model, not a curated record
AUGACAAUCACAGGCCUUCUUCUCGCCGCCCUUGCAGGCACCGCUAUUGCCCAGUCAAGCGACCUGGUCACGGUUCUCAACUCGACGAAUGGCACUGCCACCUUUAGUGAGGUUCUUGCAGAGAUUCCUGGGUUUCUAGAAGCCAUCGCUGGCAAGACAAACAUCACCGUUCUCGCCCCUAACGAUACUGCUAUUGCGGAACUUCUCGCUUCACCGGCCGGGCAGGCACUCGAAGAUGGCGGCGCCGACUACGCUCUGAACCUGGUCCUGUACCAUGUCAUCGACGGAGGUUAUGAGAAUAUUACCGACUAUGCUGUUGUGCCGACACUCCUCACCUCGAGCAACUAUACGAACGUGACUGGCGGACAGCACAUUGGCUUUUACUGGGACGACGAUGAAGACGUUGUCGGCUUCUAUGGUGGCAAUGACUUUGCACCAGAGGCUAGCCAUACACCCAUUCCUUUUGAUCAAGGAUGGAUCUAUGUCCUCAAUGGUGUUUUGCAGAUUCCCCCGUCCAUGUCGGAGACCGUCACCUCGGGCGACUUCAACGGCAGUUCGUUCGUCGCCGCACUCGAAAAGGCAGGCUUGAAAGAGGAAUUUGAUCUACUCCACGAUGCUACAUACUUCGUGCCGGUCAAUGACGGGUUUGAUGCCGUCGAGGAUGCUCUCUCAAAACUCAGCACGGAGGAGCUGGCUGAGGUUCUCAAAUAUCAUGUUGUGGCCGGCAAGGUUUGGGACUUCGAGCUGUUGGAAAAAGUGUCUCAAGUGACUACUUUGCAAGGAAAGAACUUGACUGUCACUCAGACCCCCGACGAAGAGUGGUUCAUCAAUCAAGCGGGAAUCCAUUACACUGACCUUGCAGUUGCUGGUGGUGUUGUCCUGUUCAUCGACAAUGUCCUGAAUCCCCUUGCUGCUGACUUCGCUGCUCCCCGUAAUGGUACUGACGGGGAGGGUCUGCCUGCGUUCACCGUAACGAAUGCCACCUCGACAUCGGGAACUAAUGAUUCAACUUCGAGCACGGCAUCCGCCAGCCCUAGCAUUGCAAGCGCUACGUCCACCGGCCUGGCAGCAAUGCCAUUGAGUGUUGGUAUCAGCACCUUGAUAGGUGGCAUUGCAGUUGCUCUCCUUUUCUAG